AAAAGGUACAAAAUCCUAGUUCUUCACAGUAAAAAUAAAACAACGAGUGUUAGAAAAAAACGUUGCAUAAUUCCAAUACGUUUAAAUAUUAAUCUGUGGUUACGCACAAACAACGUCGGUAGUUUUUUUUUAAUUCGGCCAGUGCUCCAAAAUCGUGCGGACGCUGCGCGCGCUGGCUGUCCGACGGUGUCCCGCGCCAACUCGCGUUAUAUAAUUAAAAAAAAAAAGAAAAGCGCGGUUUGUCUUUAGCUUUUAGUGUUUAGUGAUUUUAUUUUGUGAAUUAUUGAUUUCAUCUGACGAAUUGUUUUAAUUUGAAUGCGAGCCCUAUAACUGAUCAAGAUGGAUAAACCUACUAUGCAUAUGUUGGAUGUUCAGGAGAAGGGGGGACAGACUAGAAAAGUUAAUCAAUAUAUAGCUGCUGUUGCAGCUGCAAUAGCCGCGGUCGCUGGAGGAACAAUCCUGGCAUGGACAUCACCAGCCCUUCCACAGCUGGAACCGUUCAAAAACGUCACUAUAGUUAAUGGCACGGCCUCGAACUCCACUGCAAAUGUAACGGGCCCAGUCUUGCCAGCGAACUAUUCAGGCUACGUCAACUCCUUGGGUCAACCUGCUGACUUCCUCUUGGAUACCACGCAAAGUUCCUUAGUAUCAUCAAUCCUUGCCAUUGGAGCAGCUAUCAGCGCUCUUCCAGUGGGUGUGUUAGCCAACAAAGUGGGCAGAAGACCGACAGUGCUGAUCCUCUCCAUACCAUUCCUUCUGAACUGGCUGCUCACUAUCUUCGCCAAUGGAGCUAGUAUGCUCAUCGCUGCGAGGUUCUUCGCUGGAUUGGCUACUGGUGGUGCUUGCGUGGCGGCUCCGAUGUACAUCGGUGAGAUAGCAGAGACUUCCAUCCGAGGGUCUUUGGGUGCCUUCUUCCAGCUGUUCCUGACUGUCGGCAUCCUGUUUACCUUCGUGGUCGGUGGCUGGACUCAUUGGAGGACGCUCUCCAUCAUCUCUGCUGUCUUCCCCGUCCUAUUGGUUGCUGUAUUCUGGUGGAUGCCAGAAACUCCUCAGUACCUUCUUGGCAAGAACAGGCGACGUGAUGCGGAGAAGUCUCUCCGUUGGCUGCGCGGACCUGAUGCGGACCUUACUGCUGAACUGGAGGAAAUGCAAAAAGAUGUGGACGAUGCAUCUCGUCAACGAGCUGGGGCACUAAGCAUGUUAACAACCAAGGGACCUCGCAUGGCGCUCAUCUGUGGGCUCGGCCUCAUGUUCUUCCAGCAGUUCAGCGGCAUCAACGCCGUCAUCUUCUACACGAACAACAUCUUCCAGUCUGCUGGCUCCAACAUCCCUCCCGUCAUCGCCACCAUCAUCGUAGGAGUCGUCCAGACCAUUGCUACUUACCUCUCUUCUGUCUUCGUCGACAAAGCUGGUCGUAGGAUCCUGCUCCUCCAAAGUACGAGCAUCAUGGGUCUUUGCCUCGUCAUCCUUGGCAUCUACUUCAAGAUGCAGAAAGAUGGCUACAACGUCGCUGCCUUCGGUUGGAUCCCUCUCGUCUGCCUCAUCCUGUUCAUCGUGUCCUUCUCCAUGGGCUUCGGUCCCAUCCCGUGGAUGAUGAUGGCUGAGCUCUUCCCUGUGGAGUACCGUGGAACUGCCACUGGUAUCACGGUCAUUACCAACUGGAUGCUGGUCUUCGUGGUCACGCUCUGCUUCCCCAUCAUGCAGGUAGCCAUCGGCAUCUACAGCUGCUUCUGGUUCUUCGCUGGUUUCAUGGUCCUUGGUACCAUAUUCGUAUUCUUCCUCAUCCCCGAGACCAAAGGUAAGACUAUAUCCCAAAUCCAAGCCAUUUUGGCCGGUAAGAACUAUUAAAAUAAGGUUUACUUUAGUUCAACAACCAAAUAUGUAUAUACUAUGUCCAAUCUAUCUUGCCUUAUCCAAAGUUUGGUUCUUAAGAGUGAGUAGGAUAGAAAUAUGUACAAAUAGUAAAGAGUGAGAGAGAUAGAAUUUGGUAAGCACUUUAGUAGGGCCAAGAUAUUUUGUACGAACUUUAGUGAGGAAAAUGGUGUAAGAGAGUGAUUGGAAAUCUGCCUUAAUACAAAGCAAUAAGGGUGAUUUUUGUAGUACAUUUGUAAACUGCUAUGUCAAUUGAGUAGUAUAUUUAAACAUAUAUGUGAUACUAUGAAUGAGUAAUUAAAUAAUGUUUACUACAGAGGAAAUAUGUAAAUUUUGAUAAUAUUUGUGUAGAUAAUACAGUAAGUUAGAUAUGAAACAUGACAUUUGUAACAAAAAUUAAUAAUGCUAAUUAUUUAUUGUGAGAUAUAUUAAUGGUGUCAAUGUAGCUCCACCGAUUUUUAUGUUUCAAUUUUUAUUUUAUUUUAUGAAUUAUAAAUUAUAGUAGUUUAGGGACACAGCAAUAUAAUUGUGAUGAACAAAUAUUUGAACAAUGCUUUUAGUUAUAAUAUAAAAAAAAUAUUAAAUUAUCAUGUUAAUUCUUUUAUUUCAUGUUGGCAAUAUUUAUGUUUUUAUUAUUAUUGUUUUAGCUUUUUAAUGUUAUAAACUUUUAGCUGGCCUAAUAGUUUAUUAUUGGACAUUUUAAUAUUUUUGUUCUAUAAAUUAAUUUAUAUUUAUAAAUAAGGAUAGGACAAUUAAGUGCCGUCUAAGUGCCAAAUAUAUUUAAAAUUAAAUAUUACAUAGUAACUAACUGAACGUUUAUUGAACAAAAACUAUUAAUAUGUAAGCGAUAUAAUAUUGAAAUGGAUAUGUUAGGAAAUAAUGAAAACUGCCAAGAAAUAAUGCUUUUUAUUUUAAUACCUAAAUACAAAGAAAACACAUAAAUUGCAUAAAUCAAUUAAACAUUUUACCUGCUCAGAAUAUAAUAAAAAAAUCACAACAAAUUAGUGAGAGGGUAAGCCCUAUAUACAAUGUAUAUUUACCUUACCCUAAGGUAAGUUACAUAUACAUAAAUAGGGGUAAGGUAAAUAUACACUAUGACUACUAUCAUCACCAUCAUAGGAGCCUGGUUGUCCUAUACUUAAUAUAAUCUUUGGAACCAGCAAUAUAGGGUAAACCCUAAUUCUAAUAUUAUUGUACGGUAAUGUGUAUAUAAACAAAAUGAGGGUAAAACCCGCUCCUAAAGAAAUUGUAAUAUUGUUAGGUACUUAGGUAAUGUGCCAAAAUGCCGGCUGUAAGGUUUUUAUACCGUGAUUGUUGUUGUAUGAUAAUGUUGUAUGUUUAUAUUAAUUAUAAUUUAGAACAAUAAAUAAAUAGUAAGCUGUUUA
Spodoptera frugiperda (fall armyworm) is the source of this 3257-nucleotide messenger RNA. RefSeq names its product facilitated trehalose transporter Tret1-2 homolog. NCBI's taxonomy places the organism in Eukaryota, Metazoa, Arthropoda, Insecta, Lepidoptera, Noctuidae. Bases 340 to 1848 code for a protein of 502 amino acids. The transcript has 7 exons. Gene Ontology annotation, biological process: carbohydrate transport; transmembrane transport. Gene Ontology annotation, cellular component: membrane. The record is from RefSeq and is a predicted model, not a curated record. Gene Ontology annotation, molecular function: sugar transmembrane transporter activity.